Messenger RNA from Peronospora matthiolae, 1023 nucleotides. The record is from the annotation of a GenBank genome assembly. Lineage: Eukaryota; Oomycota; Peronosporomycetes; Peronosporales; Peronosporaceae.
AUGCGGUCGUCUUCUCUACGCCGCAUGAGUGGCCGCCACAUGGCCUUGAGCAACCACCGCAUACUGUGUGCGAACUCUCGAGUGCACGGCCCGAUAGCGCGCAACUUCAGCUCGGCAUCGAAAGAUCUCACGCCCUACCAGAAGCUGCAAAAGUGGCUGCAACCGUUCGUAACCGGUUUCAAGGGGCUCUACCAGGAGAACAAACAAGCGUGGGCGCUUCGUCGACGCCUACAGGCGUCCAAGGGUCGACUUCUUCUGACACGGAGGGAGAUGCUGCUGCUGCGACAAGCCCAUCGCGAUCUGCUCAAGUCGCUGCCUCUCCUGGUCUUCUUUAGCGUACCUCUCGUGGGGUACGCGGCCCCGUUGCUGGGUUACCAGUUCCCGAAACAGCUACUGCCGUGGCAGUUCUGGCGACCGGAUCAAAAGUCGCGGUUUCUAUGUGAGGAGGUCGAGGCCAGGGCCCAGACGUACCCUCAGGUACUCGAGCUGCUGCUACAGAUUCAGCACAAGGACGACACGCUGCGGGAAAUGCUCGCACUGGCCAAUACAAAGGGCAGCAGUGGGUUACGACCAACUGAAGUGGCUGAGCUGGUGCCUUUUUUCGAGGGUCCGGCGUCGCUCCAGCAGCUGCCUAGUCAACAUCUCUACGUGCUGUCGGAAGGCACGGCACUCUUUCCGUCUUUUGCUGUCUUGAACAAGCUGCUCAUGCGGUCACAGCUGGAGAAGAGGCUGGUUCGUCGGACGAUGGAGAUUCGUGUGGAUGAUCAGCAGUUGCUCAAGGAAGGCGUUGACGACCUGUCGCUGAGUGAGCUCGAGUUUGCGUGUCAUGAACGGGGUAUUGUGACGCAGUAUGGAGACAUUCCAACGCUGCGCUAUGCGCUCAAAGAGUGGCUGAGCAUGUACGACACGGACCACUCGGACCCAGUAUCUCACAUGCAGAGUUUGCCGUCAUCGCUGCUGCUUCAUGCUCCUGUGCUUGCAAGUUUUGCAAAGCCAGAAGACACUGACGACAAGACUGUCUGA